This is a messenger RNA of Xylaria bambusicola, 645 nucleotides long. RefSeq lists its product as uncharacterized. The record is from RefSeq and is a predicted model, not a curated record. NCBI's taxonomy places the organism in Eukaryota, Fungi, Ascomycota, Sordariomycetes, Xylariales, Xylariaceae. The coding region runs from base 1 to 645 and encodes 214 amino acids. The transcript has 2 exons.
AUGGAGAUCUGGCAGACAAUCAUCGACAUCGCCACCGUCGUCGCGUAUCUCUCCGCGCUGCGCAUUUUCGUCUGGUUCCUCACCUUCAUUCUCUUCUACAAACUCGGCAUGUACGACCGCAAGCGGGCAGAUAAUCUUCAUCACCGCCGGCGUCGUCUCGUUCCUCGCCGCGCCGGGCAUUUUCGUCUGGUUCCUCACCUUCAUCCUCUUCUCCAAAAUCGUCAUGUACGACUGCAAGCUGGCCUCCACAACCGAACCAAUCCAGCUGCUAUUCAUAAUGCACGAGAUGUCCAGCAAGACCUCCAGUCGGUCUCCGCCGACCGAUCAACCCAGUCGUCAUCCAACAACGAACGAGGCUCCAACGAAGACGCCAAGUCGGUCUCCACCAACCAAUCCAAGUCCUUGUUGUCCAUGAGCACACCCAAUUCCGAUGAAGGAAAAUAUGCCGAAGCCUCGCAGUCUGAUCCCAAGCGGUAUUACCCUGUUUCUGGGCGUCAAGUUCACAUCGUUAAGACCAAGAAAAACUAUCAAGACCACUGCUGGGUUGAUCACCAAGUCGUUGAAGAGUACAGAAGUAUUAGAGCCACAAAGUCGCUUUCACGCGCUCGCCCACCGCUGCAAGUUCUCGACACACGGGGACAAUAG